AUUAUUCGACUUGGGGAGUUACCCGCUCUGCUAGGUAGUGACCGUACCGCGCCGAGUUGUCGACUUGCUCCAGUUACUUGUAUCGGAAAAAAGUAGGGUCUACGUAUAGGUAUUCUAUACCGACCUGUAUGCCCUUUACCCCAAAUGAGACCCCUGUCUGCUUGCACCGCCUGUCGUGACCGCCGCAAGCGAUGCGACCGCCCGCGCUUAGGGACCAGCUGCACGUUCUGCAUCCGACGAGGGCUCGAGUGCACCGUCGAGCAACAUCCGUCUCCUGCCCGGGAGGAUGGGUACGAGCCUCUGGUGAGCUCCCGUGGAGACGGAGCUGCUCCCAUCUCGCCAGCGGCUCUCAUGCCGGAUUGGGAGCUGUGCAAUGAGCUUGUCGACUUAUACUUCCGGUACAUUCACGUCGCGUUCCACAACCUGUUCCACAGGCCAUCCUUCGAGGCCGGCGUUCUGGACGGGACGAUCCCCAAGAUUCUAGUCUUUGGCAUCUUUGGCCUCUCCGCUCGCUUCUCUUCGCAUCCUUACUUUGUGGAUAUUGAUCCCCAGGAACGGGGCCGUCCUUACGCCAAAGAAGCCGAGCGGCUGCUUGACCUGCACAAGACGUGCUUGACAACAAUCCAAGCAUGCGUCCUGUUGGGGGCUAUCCAGGUUGUCGAGAUGGACUCGGCCACCGAAUCGAUCUUCUACACCAUUGCUUGCCGGCUGGCCAUGAUACUGGAUCUCCCAAAUGCACCAGCUAAGACGCAGACCGAGCAAGAGGUGAACCUCAGAGUAUGGUGGUCCGUCGUGGCAACGGACACGUGGUCAUCCACGGCCUUGGCUCUCCCACGGGCGAUCCAACCGCGCUAUGACAUCGACAUGCCCAUGGACGAGCGCGUGUUCCUAAAGUUGUCGCCAACUGAACCGCCAGUCUAUCGCCAGCACGGCCCAGACCAAUCCAAAUCCCUAAUUGCUCAGAUGAUCAAGCUCAACGGAAUCCUGUACGACAUCAACACCUUCAACACGAAAGCCACCACCGAAGUAUUGCAGGAAGAUCGCGUACUGGACUCGGUGGCGGAACUCUCCGCGGCGCUGGAAGCGUGGCAGUCAGAGUUGCCAGCUGACAUGCAGUACAAUGCCAAUAAUCUUCAGUACUGGGCCGACCUCGGCUGCGGCCCAUCCUUCGUCGUGCUGCACAUCAACUUCAACCACGCAAGCCAGCUGCUGUUCUACCGCUUCCUGCACAACAGUCUACACCAUCCCGCCUCACCCGUGGCCGUCGAUAGUGCCACUUUCGACUACGCAGCAAAGUGCCGAUCCCACGCCGCCAACCUCUGCGAGAUCAUCUACGCCUCCUCCCUCCACGCCACCACCACCGAGGUGCAGUACCCCUUAGCCGGACACAUGCUAGUGAUCGCAUCGACAGUGCACCUGCACACGCUGCUCUUCGGCACCGACGACGCCGAGAUUGCGCGCGCCCGGGCCCGCCUCGAGCACAACUUCCAGAUCAUCAGCCGGCUGCAGCGCUACUGGCCCAGCCUGCAGGCUUCGUUCAGUAGGCUCCGCGCGUUUCACGCCGCGUGCAUGGACGUGGAUAAACAUGAGGGCACUGAUGUGACGUUUCGGUUGGACCGCUGGAUGCUGAGGUUUCUGCUGGACUUUGCGAAGCCCGUGGAUGUGGCGGAGAGGUACCGCGAGGGAGCGGAUAAUCCUGCCCUUUGGUUGCGGCUAGGGGAGACGGAAGGGUGGAAAGGGGGCUCGACGGAACCGGGACCGCCCUGACAUAUGCUGAAAGUAUGCAACCGUGGUGGCUGGGAUUUGAAUGGGUCCCGUAGGAUGGGAUAUGGUGAUGGAUUGCGAAAAUGGUAGAAAAUGAAGAUGACACGUUCCGGACGCGACGCCUAAGGUAAGGUAUGGACGCCGAAUCGAGCACUAGUACUAAAAGGUUGCGCCGGGACUGGGUUAUAACAGCCGUGGGCGAGCUUGGUUGGCUUUACAUCGCAAGCAUCUCAUGGAUCACAUUCGGGUGUGUACCUAGUAUGAACGCUGUAAGGAC
Molecule: messenger RNA, 2041 nt
Organism: Chaetomium strumarium
Lineage: Eukaryota; Fungi; Ascomycota; Sordariomycetes; Sordariales; Chaetomiaceae
Exons: 3
Coding region: 145-1767 (540 amino acids)
Biological process (GO): regulation of DNA-templated transcription; DNA-templated transcription
Cellular component (GO): nucleus
Molecular function (GO): DNA-binding transcription factor activity, RNA polymerase II-specific; DNA binding; zinc ion binding
Source: RefSeq, a predicted model, not a curated record